AUGGGCGUCACCGGCCUCUGGACCGUCGUGCAGCCGUGCGCGCGCCCCAUCAAGCUCGAGACGCUCAACAAGAAGCGCCUCGCGGUCGACGCCUCCAUCUGGAUCUACCAGUUCCUCAAAGCCGUGCGCGACAAGGAGGGCAACGCGCUGCGCAACAGCCACGUCGUCGGCUUCUUCCGCCGCAUCUGCAAGCUGCUCUUCGUCGGCGUGCGGCCCGUCUUCGUCUUCGACGGCGGCGCGCCGCCGCUGAAGCGGCAGACGGUCAGCGCGAGGCGGCAGAGGCGCGAGGGGCGCAGGGAGGACGCGGCGAGGACGGCGGGGAAGAUGUUGGCGGUGCAGAUGCAGAGGAGGGCGGAGGAGGAGGAGGACAGGAGGAAGAAGGCGCGGGGGAGGGGGAGGGGAGGGAGAGAGGAGGAGGGCGAGGAGGAGGUGGAAGAGAGGAUUCCGGAUGACGUGGUGUAUGCGGAGGAAGUGACGAUGACGGAGAGGGAGCGGCGGCAGGGCCGGGGCGGGUUCAAGAAGAAGGACGCGUACCAUCUGCCCGAGCUGGACGUGUCGCUGGCGCAGAUGGGCGCGCCGAACGACCCGCGCAUCAUGUCGCUCGAGGAGCUCGAGGACUACGCGCGCCAGUUCGAGCAGGGCGAGGACAUCAACGUGUACGACUUCUCGAAGAUCGACUUCGACAGCCCGUUUUUCUUGAGCUUGCCCGCGACCGAUCGGUAUAAUAUCCUGAAUGCGGCGAGGCUGCGGAGUCGGCUUCGCAUGGGGUAUUCGAAGGAUCAGCUCGACAGCAUGUUCCAGGAUCGCAUGGCUUUCUCGAAGUUUCAGAUUGAGCGCGUGACGGAGAGGAAUGAGCUUACGCAGCGGUUGAUGAAUAUCAAUAACGGCGAUACGCUGUACGGCAUGAACGCGGGCGGCAGAAUCGCCGGUGAGAAGAACAGAGAAUACGUGCUGAUCAAGAAUGAAGGCGUUGAAGGCGGAUGGGCCUUGGGGGUCGUGGAUAAGGACGAAGGUAGAUUCGACAAACCUAUCGAUGUCGACAGGAGUCCUCCCAAAGAAGAAGAGGAGGACGAAGACGACUGGGAGGAUGGAGACGACUUUGAAGACGUGCCCAUCGAGGGCCUCAAUCGAUUGCCCAGGAAACAGCCUGCUGCCAACGACAAUCUAGCAGCGGAUCUACUCAAGCGACGCCAAGAUUUUUAUCAGUCUCGAAAGAGUGGCGCUACGAGGCGACGCAAGCCUCGGAAUGACGAUCCAGACUCACUUUUCGUGGGAGCCUCGGAUGGCGAGGAAGAGUGGGAGAACGUUGAUAUUGAUCAUGACGCCGACGCACUUGAGCAGGCAAACGAGGGUGCAGACGAAGACGAUGAGGAGCUCCAGCGAGCCAUUGCCAUGUCCCUCCAGCAAGAUAACGAGCCUGCUGAACGGGAAGCGCAAGCAGAAGAAGACGACGAGGACGAUUUUCUUGAAGUUUUCGCGCAGCAACGAGCAGAGGAAGCUAAACCGUUCACUAAGGGCAAAGGUCUCGCUAUCGCGCGCAUGGCGAACAAUCGGAGCGCCAGGAUAGCCAAGCCGGUCGCCGAAAGUGAUAGCGAGGACGACAUCGAUCUCCAAGCAGCGCUCGCUGAGUCACGGAAGUCGAAACAUAAACCGGCUCGCCCCGAACAGUCCCACAAGCCAGCGGCACCAGCGAAGUCUACAGCAUCAACGCAGCCCACUGGCCAACCAUCCUCCAACACAUCUGGUUUCAAGGGGCCGUUGCCGUUCGAGAGACUCAAUCUGGGCAGUUCACUGCUGGGAAAGAAGAAGAUGGAGAAGCUUCAGGAAGAACAAGCUGGUGGGUUCGAGCGGUCUGAUGACGAGAAAAAGAAAGCGAAGCCGCUUCCUCCAUGGCUGGCUGAAAACCGGGAUGUGAGGGAGGAUUUCGCUGAGCAGAGGAGAUUGGAUGCGGUGCAGAGGGAGCGGGAUCGGGAGGAAUUGGGGAAGAAAUUUGAGUUUCAACAAUUGCCGAAGUUGAUGAAGCACAGUACAAACGAAGUCAUUGACCUUGAGGCAACAACGCCGAAGGAGAAGGUGGUCGUUGAUAUCCAGUCUUCGGAAGACGAAGAGGACUUGGAGAUGGAAGACGUGAUGCCCGUCGACCAUGGGGUUAAAAUGGGGGAUCUCACGGAUAAGGUGAGGGCUGAACCACCACAAGGGCCAUCAUCCACGACAGAAGCUUUAGUUCCGCCGAGAAGAGAAGAGCUGCAUACGACUAUUGGAACCGACAAUUCCCCACAAGCCGAGGAGAAGGCAUUUGAGUCUGAGGAAGAGCCUAUAGAGUGGUCGGAGAGCGAUAGUGAGCGACCAACGAAAAAGGCCCUAAAGGGAAGAGGAGAGCACGAAACAAAUCCACAACCAAUUGGCGGCGAGGCUGUGCCCUCGAGAUCGAGAUCUACCUCGCCAGAGUUCGAGACGGUCAUCAACACGGAGACGGCUCCCUCGCAGACAGUCAGGGCAUCGCCACCGCUCGCCGACCUACUAGAAGGGGAACCCGCUCCCGCGGACCAAGAGAUGCUCGACGACGACCAACCGGACGACAACGCGUCCAUCUACUCGGACCCAGAAGAUGAAGAGCUCUUCCGCCAGCUCGCCGACGAAGCCUCGGAGCAUGCGCGCUUCGCCUCGACCCUCAACCACAAGUCCCAAGCCGCCAACGCCCUCGACUACGAGCGCGAACUCAAAGCGCUCCGCAACCAACAGAAAAAAGACCGCCGCGACGCCGACGAAGUGACAGCCACAAUGGUCGCCGAGUGCCAGCAGCUCCUCUCCCUCUUCGGCCUGCCGUACAUCACGGCGCCCAUGGAAGCGGAGGCGCAGUGCGCGGAGCUCGUCCGCCUCGGCCUCGUCGACGGCAUCGUCACCGACGACAGCGACGUCUUCCUCUUCGGCGGCACGCGCGUGUACAAGAACAUGUUCAACCAGGCCAAGUUCGUCGAGUGCUACCUCGCGCACGACCUCGAGGCCGAGUUCGGGCUCGGCCGCGAGCGGCUCAUCGCCGCCGCGCAGCUGCUCGGCAGCGACUACGCCGAGGGCGUCCCCGGCGUCGGCCCCGUCACCGCCGUCGAGAUCCUCGACGAGUUUGGCGGCCUCGCCGCCUUCCGCGACUGGUGGCGCGACGUCCAGUCGGGCGCGCGCCCGCGCGACGCCGACGCCGCCGUCCCGUUUCGUCGCAAGUUCCGGAAGCGCUACGCCACGAAGCUGUUCUUGCCCCACCCGUUCCCGGACCCGCGCGUCGAGGAGGCGUAUCGCAGGCCAGAGGUCGAUUCGGAUGCUACCGCCUUCGCGUGGGGCGUGCCCGAUCUCGAUGCGCUGCGCGGGUUUUUGAUGAGCACGAUUGGGUGGAGCAGUGAGAGGACGGACGAGGUGCUUGUCCCGGUUAUUAGGGACAUGAAUACCAGAGAGAGGGAGGGCACGCAGAGCAAUAUCACGGCGUUUUUGGAGAAGGGGAGCGUAGUGGGGGCGGGGGCGUGGGCGCCGAGGGUGGUGGAUGAGGGGGGUGGUGGUGGUGGGAGAAGGGGGAGGGGGAGCGGGCGGUUGGUCAACGCGUUGAGGGGGAUUGGUGCGAAGGCGAGAGGGGAGGGGGCGGCUGCUGGGGGUGGGGGUGGUGAUGCCGAUGCUGAGGCUGAGGCUGGGACUGGGACGGGGACGGGGACGGGGACAGCUUCUGGCGAGCAGGAAGGGCGGGGCCGGGCGAGCGCGGAGAGGACAAUGCGGAAGGGGAAGGGGGCGAAGAGGAAGAAGACUACUGUGGUUGAGGAUGAUGAAGACGAUGGGGAUGAGCACGGUGGCGAUUUCGAGGAGCAGGAGGAGGAGGAAGCGGAUGGCGAUGCGGCGUAUGAAGAGGAGCCGACGAAGAAGAAAGCGCGGAAAGGCGCGAGCGGCGCGAGAGGAAGCCGAGGUCGGGGGCGGGGCCGUGGAAGGGGUGAGAGGAGACUGAAUAAUGCGGACUUCAUCCGUGAUGCGAUGGAUUGA
Molecule: messenger RNA, 4014 nt
Organism: Diplodia corticola
Lineage: Eukaryota; Fungi; Ascomycota; Dothideomycetes; Botryosphaeriales; Botryosphaeriaceae
Product: dna excision repair protein ercc-5
Exons: 1
Coding region: 1-4014 (1337 amino acids)
Biological process (GO): nucleotide-excision repair
Cellular component (GO): nucleus
Molecular function (GO): DNA endonuclease activity; single-stranded DNA binding
Source: RefSeq, a predicted model, not a curated record